AUGGCGCUGAGCACCCUCAAGCCCCUGACCGCGCCCAAGGCGCUGGCCGGAUCCAGGUUGUCCGCCAAGAACGGAGCGUCCGUGGCAGUCGCGCGCCCAAGGACGGUCGCCGUCCGCGCGGAUGCCGAGGACGUGAGUCGCCGCGCGGCGAUGGGAAUGCUCGCCGGCGGGGUGGCAAUGAUCGCGGGCGCCAGGCCCUCCGAGGCGGCCUACGGCGAGACGGCCAACGUGUUUGGAUCGAUCACCAACCCGUCGGGGUACAUACCCUACUCUGGCGACGGCUACGUGGUGCUGCUGCCCUCCAAGUGGAACCCGUCGCCAGAGCGCGACUUCAAGAACAUCGACAUGCGGUGGGAGGACAACUACGAGCCCCUGUCCCACGUGCUGGUGACCAAGAGCAAGGCCAGCAGCGGGUCGAUCGAGGGGUACGGGUCCCCGGACGCCUUCCUGAAGAGCAUUGGCAACUACCUGGGCGAGUCCGUGUGGAUCAGCGAGGGCGUCACAGAGUCCGAAGGCGGGUUCGGCAAGAACAAGGUGUCCGCGGCGUCCCUGCUGGACGUGUCCACCGCCAAAGACAAGAAGGGCAAGUCUUACUACAAGUACGAGCUGUUCGUGAGGGCGGCCGACGGCAAUGAGGGCGGCCGCCACGUGCUGCUCACCGCGGCCGUGGGUGGCGGCAGCCUGUACAUCCAGAAAGUGCAGUGCGGCGACAAGCGGUGGAUGAAGGGUGGCCCGCGGGUGGACGCCGAGACGGUGCACAACUCCUUCGCCGUGGCUUGA
Molecule: messenger RNA, 780 nt
Organism: Ostreobium quekettii
Lineage: Eukaryota; Viridiplantae; Chlorophyta; Ulvophyceae; Bryopsidales; Ostreobiaceae
Source: the annotation of a GenBank genome assembly